UGACGCUGUGGGCGACUCUGAACAACAAAUGUACCUUGGCUCGAUGGCUUGAGGCGCUUGUAUAAUCUAUCGCUCACCGUCACACAGCGUCUCAACUGAUAUGUGCAUUCCCUAGACUGUGGAAAGCAUCACCGAGCAUAAUCUCUCGGGGAAUUUGAUACGCUGAAGCAUGAGGAACGGCUUUGUUCUCUUGCAAUUUUCCGUCCAGCGUAUCGUAGAUACUCUCUAAUGCCCCUGAGCAUCGGCCACUCGGUUAUUACUCGAUCAGGCCAUGUCAUACAACGCGAAAAAUCUCGCCUAUGACGCGAAGGAGCCUGCAUUUCUGCAGCGACUAAAGGGCCAAUACGGAAAUACCUCUGGUGGCCUAGAGCGCCCAAUAUCACAACGACCUCGCCGAGUACGAGACGAUAACGAGGAUGACGGACCUACAUAUGUCGAUGCGGAGAGCAACGAGGUGAUAACCAAGGAGGACUACGAGGCCAUGGUGAAUGGCGGUGGCGACCAAGAAUCUGAACAGCCUGAAAAUGGUGUGAAGGACAAGGACGCCGCUGCCGAGGAUGCUGGAAACUCCAAGAAGACAGAAGGAUCAACAUCAAAGCAAAACAUGGCAGAGAUUGGAGGGCCUCGAAAGCGAAAGCAAGCAAAGGUCGUUGGAGAUGAGGAUGAAGCUCAAGAGCCUAAAAGCGAGCCAGUGCGGUUAAAAGACCCAGGGCCUCGGAAGCCAAAACAGAAAAAGAAGAAAAUAAAGCUCUCGUUUGAGGAGUAAUCUAAGCAAACCAUUGCCUUUGGCAUAUCGCAUCUCAGUACUGUACGUAGG
Messenger RNA from Aspergillus versicolor CBS 583.65, 817 nucleotides. Its product is annotated as DUF4604 domain-containing protein. Lineage: Eukaryota; Fungi; Ascomycota; Eurotiomycetes; Eurotiales; Aspergillaceae. Bases 272 to 766 code for a protein of 164 amino acids. The transcript has 2 exons. The record is from RefSeq and is a predicted model, not a curated record.